GGACGACGAUAAUGUCGACAAUACUUGGUUAAAGAGAAUAAGAGAAUACAUAAACUUUUGCAGUAGUAUUCAAUAGUAUCUGAUAAAGUCGUCUCCGUUGUCGGUUAAUUACUGUUUCAUCUUAUUUCUUGCUCGUAAAGACAAUUUUCUGCCCAAGUAUAUAGUGAUUAGAGCAAAGAAAUUGUUUGCUUCUCCUAUGUGUUGUAUACACUUUAUUUGUCAAAGUGAUGCGAAAAGAAAAAUACAAAGUAAGCUUGAAAUGUAUUAAUUUGAUAUAGCAUACGCAAUGUUGAGGAGCCAAAUAAAUCGUGGGAGUCACACAUGGGUUGAAAACCUCAAUAUCGAAAGGUGAGAAAAUUUCUUGAUUAUACACAAUAGUGAGUGUGUUCAACCCCCCCGAGGGAAGAAUUUCAGUACGUACGAUAACGUACAAAUCUUUGGAUUCGGUUUAUCUACCUGCUUCUAAAAUCAAGAUGGCAUCUACAAGUCAAGCCGCGAAUUCACCAGGAGUUUCUGCUGCGACGACGACACCUUCGUCAAAAUCUCAAACACCUUCGAUCAUAAAUUCUCAGCUAGGCGAUGGUAAUCGGGGCAAUAAUUUUGAACCUCUCGACAAAAGUUCUUCAAACACGCUCAAGCGUAAUCCAAAAAUGGAGUUGAGCAAAACAGAUUUGGUCGAGUUAUUAGGAUAUUUAGAAGGUGAACUUCAAGCACGAGAUAUUGUUAUAGCAGCGUUAAAAUCGGAGAAAAUGAAACACCUAUUGAGUUCUCGAUAUCGUAGCGGUACUUCUGAUCCUCAUUCAGCUCUUGCAAGAGACGUAGCUAUAGUUGGUGGAACAAUUGGACCUCAAGGGAGUCAAGUUGAUCAACAAACUGCAAGCUUAGAAGCUCUUAUCACACAACAAAGGCGCAUGCAGUGUCGCAUGGCUAAAGUUCUUAAGGAAGCUGAAAUCAGACAUCGAGCAGUAAUCAAAGAAUUGGAAGAGGAAAAGAGAAAACACGAGCACGAUACAGCUCAGGGAGAUGAUAUUACUUACGGUCUUGAAAAGGAGAGAACACGUUUAAAAAAAGAAUUAGAAUUAGAAAAAUUGGAUAAAAAACGAAUUGAGCAAGAUAUGAAAAAAUUGAAUGACACAUUAGAUGAAGAAAAAAGUCGACAGAAGCAAAUAGUACUUUUAUUGCUUGCCGAAAGAAAGAAGAUAAUAAUGAAAUAUAUUGAAGAAAGAAAAAGAUCUGAGGAUUUGGCGCAAAUUUUAAGUGAAGAGAAGGUACGUAUUGAUUCAAUGGCCGAGGGUCUCGAGGAGGAAAGUAAAAAAUCACUACAAAUGGAAGCUGAAUUAGAAAAACAAUUAGCACAAUUUGAUAUCGAGAGACAACAAUAUAGACAGGGGUUGACAAAAGAAGAGAAAAAAGUUAAAGACCUAGAAGCUGAAUUGGAAAAGCUUAAAUCGGAAAUAGAAACUGGUAAAGAAUCACAGGCACGUGGUCCUAUUCGUGGUGUGGGUGCAACUCCUCCACCUCCACCUGCAAAACCUGCAAAUUUGACAGCUUUACCAACUCUUAAACCUGUUAAUGCGCCUCAAACAAUUAAAGGAGCCGUUUUAGGCACUGGUACUCCAAUGGUGAGCAGUAAAGUUGUUCAACCAACAGCUACAGUUUCUAGUGUUCCAGUUAGUGGACCCACUACAGGAAUAGCCAGAUCUGUAACUCCUGGACAAGCGAUACGAGGAACGGCAUUUACACCAAGUAAUCCAGCAUCAACUACAGAAACGCCACCGACCACUGAGGCUCAGGCAUUACACAAACGACCAGUUGUACCAGCUCCUGCGAAUUCUGGUGGUGCAGCUACUAAAAUCGUUGCUCCUACAACUCAAACACCAGGAAAACUUCCAACGUAUAAUGCAAAUGCAACAUCAGCUUCAUCUCCAACACCAGGAAUAUUAACUGUUAAGAAACCGCCAGUGUCACGUGGAGUACCACCGCCAGUACCACCAAAUAAACCAGUGGUACCACCGAAAAAGGAAGCUGCAUAUCUUCGAAGAACCGAAUCGUCACAAUUGGCCACUGAUAAAUUUAUAAAACCUGUUGCUGUUAAUACUGCCUCUACUAAUCUACAAAAUCAACAACAACAACCCAUCGCGGUGUCGACGCACUCCACUGAAGAAGAGGUCAGUAAUGCUAUCUAAAUGAUCCGUAAAAUGAGAAUUUUUAUUUAAUUCAAACAUAUAAAUGAAAUUAAAGUGAUUUUCCUCUUAGAUUAACGAUCAUUAUAGGAUGAUUAUAUUUACCAUUUUGUUUCUAACUAAAAAUAGAAAUAAAAAAAAUUUUUUUUUUAAAAGAAUGAUAGAAACUUUAAGAGAAAGUUAAAGAGAACUCUGUCAAGAAAAUACUUUUGAGAAAUUACUCUAAUAUCGAUUUUAAAAUUAUAUUCUAAUUAUAUUUUUCUAUCUCAAUUAACUCGGAAUCAGUUGUAUCGUAAUUUCUCGAAAUACCUUUUUUUUAAAAAAAAAAACAGCAACUAAAUCAAAAGUCUUUUCUUGUACAAGUCAAAUCAGUAUAUUUUGUAAAUAAUUAAAAAAAAAUUAUUUCUGUAUGUAAAUUUAAAUAACCAUAAAUAGUUAGACUACAUUGAGAUUUACAUAAAUUAAUAAUUGUAUAGUUUAUAUUGUUAAAAUUUAAGGGCAGCUUCUACUAGAUAACUCAAAACUUAAUUAAAUUUUGAAAUAUUCAAAAUUAGUAGAUACGUGUUUAAUUUAUAUAUCACGACAGCAGCUUUAAAGCUGUUUUUAUAAAAUAAUACGACAAUUCGCUAAAUGAAAAUUAAAGCGUUAAACAAAGAGUUGUCUACUAAAGUGCAGAAUUGCUUUUUAUAAUUGGAAAAAUUCAAUUAUAUUAACUUUAGAAUUAUUUUAAAAGUCACUUACAAUUAGUUUAAAUAAAGAAUCUAUUUUUAUUUUCAAAACUGCUAGUCUAUUUUAAAAUUGAAAAAAUUUACAAUUAAAUUAGAAUUUCUAAGGAAACAGAAUUCAAUUUUUUAAAAUUGUUUCCUUUCUCAAUUUGCUCCAAUUUUAUGCGAUUUAGUUUAAUUAAUUUUUUUUUUUAAUACCGAAUAAUCAUGAUACACUGCCUCUAUUCGACUUGCGUUCAAAAUAGUACAAAAGAAAAUAAUUUAACUCAAUUUGUAAUUUUUGUUUGAAUUAUUAUGUAUCUGUAUAGACGCAAGUUGGAUAUAUAUUUUCAAGAUUUUUUUCCUUUUUCUGUUUUAAUGCAGAAAAAAAAAAUGCUUCCACUUUAAAUACAAUAAAAGAACGAAAAAAGCAGCACAUAAUAUGAAAAACAAUAAUAAAUAAUAAUUAAAGUGAUACUUAAGUAAUAGAGUGAAAAAAUAAUUGCAAAAAAGGCGUUUGAUUUUUUCACAAAUAGUCAACUUUAUAAUAGUGUGAUAGCAAGUCAACCUUUUACCAGAGUUUACAAAAUGGAACUUGUAAUCAAAAUGCAUAAUAUCUUAUUUCUAUUUGUUAUAUAGAAGAAGAGAUAAAAAAAAUGCUGCCAAUAAAGAAUUGAUUUUGAGAUUAUAUAUACAUAUUAUAAUAAUAGACUCCUAAGAAACAUUAUUCCAUGUAUAGUCGAUGUCAAAUGAAAAAAAUAGACCAACUCAAGGAUUGUUUUACUAGAAUUAUUAUAAUGUAAAUAUAGAAAAUUAUUAUAUAGACUCAUUUGGAAAAAAUGUAAUAUUAAAUAUAAUAAUUGUCCCAAUAUUCACUUUGUAUAGAAUUGUUAUUAUUUAAUGAUAUCUGGAAAAUGAUACGAUUUUUUUUUAUUUAUACUCUGCCAGAGCUUUUCUUGUAUCAAUUUUUUUUUUGUAUUUUUUAUUAUCGAUUUACAUUUUUAUUUACAUUUUUUUAAAUUUUAUUUCCGAAGCAAUGUUUAAAUAUAAUCUCUUUUCUUUACAUUACCAUAUAAAGCCCUGGCAACUAUGCUCAGAAUAGUAUUAUAUUAACAAUAUUCUAUAAAAAGUGAAUACUUUGUAGAAUUCUUAAUAAUUUAAAUGAUAAAGAUAUUCAAAAAAAAAAAAUUAAGAAAUCUACCAAAGUUUUGUGGCAACAGACUUUAUAUAGUUGCGUGUAAAUAUCUACAAAUAUUGCACAUAUAGAAAUAAAUGUGACAAAACCGCGAGAUUUUUUUGGUAAUAAUAAUUUGUGUAAACCCACGAAAUUAUAAGACAAAUCCAAAAUUAUAAUAAAUAUAUAUAUAUGAAUAUUUGUCUUUGUGGUCCAAGGAGAAAUAGAAAUAAUUUUCGUAGAAUAGGGAUUUCCAUUGUACAUAUUUUUAAUAUUCAAAUUAUUAAGAAAGCUAUCAAUUAUAAUUAUUGAAAAAUUAGAAAGUGAAUAGAUAUCUUUUCUUUUAUUAUGAUAGAAAAUUUCGAACUUGUAAAUUGUUAUUUAAUUUUAUUUGUAAAUUAAGUUUUAUUUAUCAAAAAAAAAAAUUAUUUUAUUUGUUUAAACAAGAUUUUUUUCAAAAGAGGAAUAAUUUAUUUUCAUUUUUUCAUUUAAUUCAUUUGUUGUAGUAGUAAUAAAUUAUUAAUAUUUAUUAUUUUUUUUUUUUAUAUAAAGUAUAUGUAAAUAUAGACGAAAUUAGAAAAUAUAUUUCUAUUGAUGUUACAAUGUAAAUAACUAUAGAAUAGCUUUGUUUCAUUAAACGUGCAAUUUAGUAUCUCACUUUUAAUUAUAUACAGUGCAAUGGUUUCCUCAAUUUAAGGAAGCAGAUUCUAUAAAUUUAAAAAAAAUACUUUGUUUCCUUUUUUUGAGGUCAUUCCCUAUUUUAUAGAUUUAAAAACACAACGAUCUCAAUAAAAAAAAAAUAUAUGUGUGUGAAUAACCUGGACCCAUUGUACUUAAAUUACAAGUUAAGAGCCUUAUGAAAAAAUAUAAUAGAAAAUGUAGCAACAAUUAAACAUUCAGGCUUUUUACAUAAUUGCAAUCUGGUAUUAUUAUUAAUAAUAAACCCAAAGGAAAAAUUUAAUAGAUAUAUUUUCUUCAAAAAAAAAAAAUAUAUAAUUAUAUUUAAAAUACAAUUUUAGAACACACAUUAAUUAUUAUAUCUACAUAGAUUUUGCACAAAUAUUUAUAUAAUUUUGAAAAUCUAUUAAAAUUUUUCUUUGGGUACUCCUGUAAAAUCAGUAUGAAAAAAGAAAUUAAUCAAGACUAAGAUAAAUUAGACAAAAAAACGAAAAUCUAAAAACAUUUUCAUCCUUUUGUCAUGACUGAAUUAUUUUAGAAAUGUUUUAAGUGCGCCGUUUCAAAUAAUAACUGUGAGGGAAAUAAUGUUAUAUAUUAUUUAACUCUUUGUAAAACUUUUGUAUCUUAAAUCUUAAACAUUUUUGCGAAAAAAUAGUAUGAAAUUUGAUCUGUAAAGAUUAAUAAUAAUUGUGAGUCUGAUAGGCAAUCAAAUUUUUGAUAUAUAUGAAUUAACAGAAAAAGAAAAUCGUUUUGUGAUUGAACUCUAAUUCAUUGUUGGACAUUUUUUUCUUUUGUUUAAAAGAGUUUUUGUAUAUAUAUAUAGAAACAAAGAAAAAAUAUCAAUAUCAAAUUGCUGGUCAGAAAUAUUGUGAAGUAAUGAAUUUAAAAAAAAAAAAGUAUUAAUGUACCAAUACAAAUAGAAGUUUGUAAAAGUUUUUUCCACUCAAUGAUGUUAAUAGUGGAGCUCAUAAACACAUGACUCAUUUAUAACGAUUUAACAAUAAGCUUUUUCUCAUGAUUUUUUGUAUAUUCCUUCAUGCAGUUUAACGAAAACAAAAAAAAAUGUAAUCAGAGUGCUGUAAAAAUUAUAAAGAUAUUGCAAAUCAUGAUAAUAACAAUAACAUUUUAUUAAACCCAAAUAA
Messenger RNA from Leptopilina boulardi, 5881 nucleotides. It is a transcript of the gene Naus, whose product is annotated as CTTNBP2 N-terminal-like protein. The record is from RefSeq and is a predicted model, not a curated record. NCBI's taxonomy places the organism in Eukaryota, Metazoa, Arthropoda, Insecta, Hymenoptera, Figitidae. The coding region runs from base 474 to 2186 and encodes 570 amino acids. The transcript is spliced from 7 exons.